AUGCUGCGUAUCAUACUGUGCAUAGCUCUGUGCAUGACUCUGGCGAUUGCCUACAACAAGUCGUAUGUGAUAAUCUUUCCGAAUGCUAUUCGCCCGGGACUUCCAUUAAAACUGGGUGUGAACAUCCUCAGGGCCAGUGCACCUGUAAAUGUCACGUGCACUAUGGCCAAAAACAACGUAUUUCUCACGUCACAGAGUGGAAAUUUUGAAGCAGGAGAGCCAGGGACUUUAUUGCUUCAGGUUCCAACCAAUGCAACUCCUGGGACAUAUAAAAUUCGCGUCAAUGGGACAGGAGGGUUGACUUUCAAUAAUGAAUCCCAAGUAACUUUCAAGACCAAAACAAUGUCCAUCUUGAUUCAGACUGACAAGCCCAUCUACAAACAAGGACAGACCGUUGAACCAAAGUUUGAUGUUGCUAUGAACAUUCCAUCCUACGUAUCAUCCACAGACACUAUUAUCAGUGGAAGCGUGGUAGCUAAGUACAGCGAUGGAAAAGGGGUGGACUGUUUUGGCAAUGCAGAACUGCCUUUAACGGACAACUCCCAAAUAAAACGAUUGGAUUUUAAUGUGUCCUACGAAGGUGAGCUUUCUCUCUGUGAGGAAGUCAAGCAGUCCUUUUUCAUAUCCGAAUCGUCUCAGCACUUCAUCAUUCGUAGUCCUUGUAACCCAACUAAUUCUAAGAACACGCCGGUUGACGGAAAAGGAGACUUUGAGUUUUUCGUGGGUUCCAUGGGUCAAUUUGGUGAAGUUGAAAAGAAGUAUCAAACAGUGCAAGUAAAAGCAUCUGUCAAAGAAACCCUCACAGAUCUUUCACAGGUUGUGUGGUCGGAAUUUACGUUCUAUUCUUCGCCAUACAAGAUAGAGAUCCUGGGGUCCACCCCAAAGGUUUUCAAACCGGGACUUACGUACACCGGCUUUGUAAAACUGAGCCUUGUAGAUGGGACACCAAUUGAGGGGGAGGACCAGAAACUUCAGAUUGAGGCUCGGGUUACAUAUGCAUUAGAGAUACCCGAAGCUUUAAAAAAACUUCCGCCUUCCUACUGGGAACCUCUUAUCGAGUAUAAGACAGUUGAAGAACCCGUUCAGGAACUGAGCGUACCGAAUGACGGUAUUGUUCGAUUUGACUUGGAAGUUAGCCAAGACCUAGCGACCGAAAUCGCAUUCACGGUCAUCGCCGGUGGAAAUGUUGUGUCAACGAAUAAAGUGUCCCUGAACUCCAACAUGACUUUUAAAGUUGCCAUCACCCCAGAUAUGGCACCCAAAUCUAAGAUGGCCGCCUACUAUGUACGCAGUGACGGCGAAGUCGUCGCAGACGUUCUCAAUUUCAAUGUAAAGGGAGCAUUUAAAAACCAGGUGUCCAUAAAAUUUGACGAUACCAGGGCAGAAGUUGGGCAAAAAGUAAGCAUGUCAUUGAGUGCCGAUCCUGGAUCGUUUGUGGGGAUCUUGGCCAUAGACCAAAGUUUGCUCCCCUUUAAAUACCUGCAUGACGACUUCACGGAAGAGAAGGUUUUGAGAGAGCUUGAUAGUUAUGACACUAAGAGAGAGACAAACAUUGCCAGGAAGAAGCGCUCCAUACUGCAGAACAUCAUUCCGUUAGGUGGCAUUGACGUCUAUGACAUGUUCCAAAACUUUGGUGUUAUUGCAUUUACCGAUACUAUGAUCUACAGUCACAAAAACACAGCGGCAUGGGAGGCAGAAAGUAAUAAUGACGUUGGCAGUUUGGCGGAUAUAGAGCCAAUGCAGUCAUAUUUUAAAGAAACUUGGCUUUGGACCAGUGUCACAUUAGGUGCAACAGGCACGACUUCACUUAAUGUCAUACUGCCAGGUGGUACCUCGUCAUGGGCAGUCAAUGCGAUUGCAGUUCAUCCAGAAACCGGUCUGGGAGUGGCAAAGACAGAGCUGGGGGCAUUCCGUAGGUUCCUGGUAGCAGUGUACAUGCCAGAUUCGGUCGUGCUUGGAGAGAAGUUGAUCCUUCGAGUGGCAAUUUGGAACGUUAUGGGCAUUGACUUGGACGUUGACGUUAUAUUGGAAAAGUCAGACGGGUUCAAGAGCAUAGUAUUAGGCACGGAUGGAAAGCCAACAACUGUAUCUGAAGCACAAACGCAGAAAGACAGUGUACGUGAAGCUGUACCGUAUAUAUCGUCGUAG
Molecule: messenger RNA, 2148 nt
Organism: Lingula anatina
Lineage: Eukaryota; Metazoa; Brachiopoda; Lingulata; Lingulida; Lingulidae
Product: CD109 antigen-like
Cellular component (GO): extracellular region
Molecular function (GO): endopeptidase inhibitor activity
Source: RefSeq, a predicted model, not a curated record